Carassius auratus (goldfish) is the source of this 430-nucleotide messenger RNA. RefSeq names its product serine/threonine-protein kinase pim-2-like. The record is from RefSeq and is a predicted model, not a curated record. Gene Ontology annotation, biological process: protein autophosphorylation; regulation of mitotic cell cycle; negative regulation of apoptotic process. NCBI's taxonomy places the organism in Eukaryota, Metazoa, Chordata, Actinopteri, Cypriniformes, Cyprinidae. Gene Ontology annotation, cellular component: cytoplasm. The coding region runs from base 2 to 310 and encodes 102 amino acids. The transcript is spliced from 4 exons. Gene Ontology annotation, molecular function: protein serine/threonine kinase activity; ATP binding.
UAUGAAGAAAUUUGCCUACGAAUUCUUUUGUGGCACAAGAGCAUACUGUCCACCAGAGGUCAAUGUGAAGGGCAGGUACCAUGCAAAACCGAUGACGGUGUGGUCAUUGGGUGUCCUACUGUUUAAAAUGGUGUGCGGAUAUUAUCCCACAGACCUCGACCUGCACUUGAUCAGUGAGAAAAACUGGACCAGACCUGAGCUGUCAAGAGAAUGCUGCCAGAUGAUUUGCGCUUGUCUGGAGCCUGAGCCACAGCAGAGACUCAAUCUGGAGAAGAUGCGUCUCCAUGACUGGUUUAAGGUCCUGGAGUAAGACCACAAGAACAUCAGAAGACAACUCCUGUCACAACCUUAUUGACAAUUUUACAACAAAUCAUUAUUUUUAUAUGUGCACAAUAAGAAAAUCUAUUAGAAAUUAUAUUCAAUAAGAAAA